CGUUCCCACUAUGUCGGAUGUCGUGGCGAUUUUUAAUCGUACGUUCCACUGGCAGUACAUUUUAUAUGAAGCUGUUCACACUCGUCCGACAACGAUUUUGUGUCGGAUACGACAUAAAAUGUCGUGCGUUUUGCCAGCCCUCCCAGCCCGGAAAAAAUCGUGUCGUGUCUCACAUUUUGUCGGAUGUCGGAACGAUUUCGCCCGCGCCGCCCGCGCGGCACCCCCUCACACACCCGCGCGUCGCUGCCGCGUCGUUGCGAUCGCUCGCAUUGCGCAAACAUAUUUUGGCGCGGAAGGAGAGUAUUGUGUUUUUAUGCUGCAAAAUUGUAAUAAUGGCUGUACUUAAUAUAAAUUCUGAAGAUUUGAUCGCACUUGUUCAGGAAAGAGGUAUUAUUUGGGACAAACCUAUAGAAGAAUAUAAAAAUAAGCAUUUGAAGUUGGCUGCUUGGCGAGAAAUUUGUUCCUUGCUCGUACCAGAUUUUGAGAAGUUAGAUGAAAAAGAAAGACAUAAGUAUGGUAAACUAGUUGUUACCAAGUGGACAAAUUUGCGAGAUGCUUGGAUGAGAGCUAAUAAAAAUGAAGUCCAGAAAUCUGGAGCUGGGGCGAAGACUAAUAAGCCAUAUAUAUAUAAAGAGCAAAUGCAAUUUUUAAAAAAAAUUGCGGAACCGAAUCGCACGCACGAUUCUGUGAGCGAGCGUCCAACAGAUGUAUAUUCAGAGACGGGCAAAUCAACAGAUACAAAUCCAGAAGAAUCACUAUCAAGUGCACGUAGGAAGAGAAAACUCACAGACCUAGAUGAAAAAAUGUGCCAGUUUUUAGAUAGCAGAAUGUCAACAGACCAGGGUAAAGACACUAAAGACCAUCCAAUGCUCUCAUUUUUCAAAGGUAUUUUACCGAGCGUUGUGUCUUUUGAUGAUGAUGAAAUUUUAGAGCUUCAAUCAGGCGUGCUAUCAUUAAUCCAAAAUAUAAAAAAGAAGCGUCAAAAUCGUGUGUCCUCAUCAAACUAUAGUUGGCAAUUACAGGCACGGGAAUACAUGCGAGCUGGAUAUUUGUCGCAAAGCCAGAAUAUUAAUCCACCAGGACAACAGAACACGCAGUCAUCAGCUUCAUAUGGCUAUUCUAUAGGCGCUGUCGAACCAGCAUCACCUGCUUCUAAUUGGUCUCAACAUUCACAAGAUUCGGACUUUGAUUUUAGUCAAAUUUAAAGUCUCCAAAGAUGGUAUUGACUGUAUAAUUUUUUUUAAAUAAAUAAGUACGAACUAAUAGCCAGUGACUUUAUAUUUAAUCCCGCGAUCAAUAAAAAUAUAUCAUAUUUUUUGGUGGUUAUAAGGACUCGUCGUCCUACUGCGAACUUUAGGUAAAUUAGCACUACAUUUUUCCGAGCUCUGUUAAUAAACAAAUAAUAUAAUUAGGUUAUCUUACCUUAAAAAUAUGGACAGCCUUUCUUCAGUGCACAUGCAGUCUCUAAAUACUGUAUUUUUGUAGUUUAUGCAUCCUGAUAUCCGAGAUAGUAGAUCGUUGAAUGUACUUAUAGACAUUCUAAAAUAAUUGAAAAAUUUCACUUCAUCACUUCUUAAUUCAGCUAUCAAAUUCUGAAAUAUUCCUAAGGUAAAUCUUUCCCUGAGAAUUGGGUGUACCCAAUAUCUCCUUUUUUUAACUGCCUCUAAUCGUUUCUUUCGCAAAUAAUACAAAACCACAAACAUUUCGUCGACGUUCAUCUUGUACUAAGCCUCGCUACCCACUCGAAAAAUACACGCCAGCUGCGAUCGUGCACGACAGACGACUAGUGGGAACAGUACCGCCGACACCCGAUUGAAAUCCGGAUCCGACAUCCGACAUAGUGAGAACAGCGGCAACGACACACGAUUAAAAAUCGCCACGACAUCCGACAUAGUGGGAACGAGCUCUUAACAGACCAGUGCUG
Molecule: messenger RNA, 1924 nt
Organism: Cydia splendana
Lineage: Eukaryota; Metazoa; Arthropoda; Insecta; Lepidoptera; Tortricidae
Exons: 2
Coding region: 333-1205 (290 amino acids)
Source: RefSeq, a predicted model, not a curated record